Molecule: messenger RNA, 2706 nt
Organism: Tilletiopsis washingtonensis
Lineage: Eukaryota; Fungi; Basidiomycota; Exobasidiomycetes; Entylomatales
Product: DUF155-domain-containing protein
Exons: 3
Coding region: 1-2706 (901 amino acids)
Source: RefSeq, a predicted model, not a curated record
AUGGCGCCCCCGCCCGGCACGCCCGAGCCGCCGCGGCGCAGCUCCAUGCCGCUCCCCGGCCUCAACACGACGGCCUCGUCGCUGCGUGCGCGGCGCAGCAACACCUCGGCCGCCGCCGGCGCCGCCUCGCCCGCCGCCCUCUCCGCCGGCGGCUCGUCGCUGCGCCGCGUCGUCGGCACCCACAGCGCCAGCGACGACGACGACGACGACGAGGACGACGACGACGAAGAGGAGGAGGCGCAUGACACACUGGGCCAUCAGGCGCUCAUCGAUCUGCAGGCUGGCCUCAUCAUGCCCGGCGUCUCCGUCGCCGCGCGUCCCAACCCUGCCGCCGCCGCCGCGCGGCCGCCGCUGCUGCCCGGCGCGCCCGCGGCCUCGUCCGGCGGCUCGGCGGCGCUGGCGCGCGCACGGCAGCCGCUCAAUCCCAUCGCACGCAGGGCCGCCGGGCAGCAGGCGGCGCCGCUGCGGCCGGCCGGCGCCGCCGCGGCGCGCCCGCAGGCCUCGGCCAAGCCGCCGCCGCCGCAGAGCCGCUUCAAGGGCACGCCGGCGCGCAGCACGCGCUACUCGCUCCCCGUGCGCGCCGAGAAGCCGGUGCGCACGAGCAAGACGAGCGGCAAGCACGUGCUGCUGCCGAGCGAGAGCCAGCUGGCGCCGCUGCCGGGCGACGAGGAGGAGGAGGAGGAGGAGGAGGACGAGGAGAGCGAGAGCGAGAGUGCAGAGGACGACGUCGCGGCAGCUGCCAGCACGCCUUCGCCGACAAGACCCAUCCCCGUCGGCGUGCGGCCCGCUCCGAGUGCCGCAGCGCCCCGCGGCCCCGUCCACGCGCGCGCGCCGCCGCGCGUGCCCAAGGCCUCGGGCCCGGCGUACCACACCUUUGAGCGUCUGGCGCCGCAGUCGCGGCAGCACACGCCGCUGCCGCGCCUCACCUCGUACGCCAUUGGGCCCUCGAUCCACCUGCCCACGCUCGUCGGCUUUCUGCGGCGCGAGCACGGCGUGCGCCCGCGCCUGUACGACGAGUGCGCCUACGUCGUGUACUUCAAGCCCCUGCUGCCGGGCUUUGGACGCGCAGAGGUGCGCUCGGCGCCCGAGCCGCGAAGCGGCAGUCCGGGCGCCGAGAGUCGCAGGGAGCGAGAGCUGGAGGGCAUUGAGGAGAGCGGCUACGUCGGGAGCUACUUUGCCGCGAGCAAGGACGAGGAGGAGGACCCGCACGGCUACAUCCACGGCGGCGAGGGCCAGUCCGAGGGACAGCAGGGCAAGGAGGCCAGCACGACGGACCGCGAGCGCCGCGAGCUGAGCGAGCACAUUGCGCGCGUCUCGUCGCGGCCCACGUCGCCUCAGCCGAGCUCAAACGGCGCCGCUGCGACCGAGCUGGCGUCGAGUCCCGAGGGGCAUCGCCGCUUGAGCUCCGACGAGGAGGGCGCCACGACGCCGCGAGCACUGCAGCCGAUCCGCAUGCACGACGAGCCGGACGAGGAUGCGCUGGGCUCGCUCGAUGCCGCGAUGCUGGGCUCGUCGCUCGGCGCCGCGUCUGCGUCGAGCGAGGAGAUGGCGCCCUCCUCGUCGCGCGCCCGGCGCGGCAGCGGCGGCAUGCUCACCGACGACGAGCUGCUCUCGGCCGACGAGGCGGGCGCGCGCGACAUGCUCAUCCAGCAGUACGAGCUCGAGAAUGGCGGCAGCGACUUGGCGCAGGCGGCGCCGCCGGGCGGCGUCGAGGACGGCAGCAUCAUGCUUGAUGCGGCGUCGCCUCCCUCCGCUGCGCCUCGCAGCUGGGAGGAGAGCAGCGCGCCGGUGCCGCGCGGCGGCGGCGGCGGCACGCGGCGAGCACGCAAGGGCCGGCGCUCCACGGGGCCCAACAUGGCGUCGCACAACCACGACACAUCGGCCAACAUGCUGACGUCGCGCAGCAUCCUCGAGGCGAUGCAGCAGGCCGAGCUCAUCAUUCUGCCCUACGGCGUGCUGGUCAUGUACAACCUCAGCGCCGCCGACGAGCGCAGCAUCAUCCGCGACGUGCUCUCGUCGGGCUGCGUGCGCGGCGGCGCGCCGCUGGGCGAGGAGGAGGAGGAGACCGAGGCGUUCCACUACUGCUACGACCCCACCGUGCCGGCGCCGCGCAUCUUCAACGACUUUUUCACCUUCCGCGCGCCCAACCACCUCCUCAAGCUCAGCCUCGCCCACGCCAUUGCACAGAGCACCAAGCUCUCCGUGUUCGAGGAGAGCAUGCAGCGCACGCUGGAGCUCACGAGCCACAUUCCAAAGGAGCUCGCCUCGUCGGGCGAGCUGAAGCUCAAGCGGCGCGAGGCGCUGCGCCUCACGGGGCGCAUCUUCAAGCUGCGCGUCGAUGUGAAUCUCACGAGCAACCUCCUCGACACGCCCGAGCUCUUCUGGAGCGAGGCGAGCCUCAAGGCGCUGUACGACGCCAUCCGCGAGUACCUCGAGAUCGACGAGCGCGUCGAGAAUCUCAACGAGCGCCUCGCCGUGUGCAGUUCGCUGAGCGACUUGCUGCACGAGACGCUCUCGAAUGCCGCCAUGAGCAAGAUCACGUGGAUCAUCAUCAUCCUCAUCAUCGUCGCCUGUCUCGUCGCCUGCGGCGAGAUCAGUGCGCGCCUGCUGCUGCACGGCCGCGGCGCCAGCGCGCGCGCCUUGGUGCGGCAGGCGCGGCUGCUCGAGCGCGUGGCGCCGAGUGCGCCGCAGCUGCUGCUAGGAUGA